Cladocopium goreaui is the source of this 873-nucleotide messenger RNA. NCBI's taxonomy places the organism in Eukaryota, Dinophyceae, Suessiales, Symbiodiniaceae. The record is from the annotation of a GenBank genome assembly.
AUGGAGCACAGUGAGCCGUCCACCAUUGUCCAUGGCUCACCUCUGGUGCUGAAUGUGGGUGGAGUGCUAUUUACAACUACCCCUUCAACGUUGGAGAAAGCUCCAUUUUUCGAGGCCAUGCUUCGCCACCACCGCUUGAGCGAGGCAGCAGCAGACCACCGAUCACCAAGCGGAUCGUUGGGACGCUCUGUUGACCACCAUGGGCAUCUCUUCGUGGAUCGCUCUGGUUUUUUAUUUGAAUAUGUAUUGGAAUAUCUUCGCACUGGGUUCUGGCUGCUUGGAGACCGGGGCCGAAAUCGGACCUUUCUGGAAGCCUUGCGUGCUGAAGCACUUUUCUACGGCUUAGAGGGCCCCGUUCCAGAGAUCUUCACAGCGGAGGUGACGGAGUAUUUUUCAAUUUGGAGUGCAGAUGAUGGCCAUGAGAUAAUCUUCUUGAUAUCGCUUGAGGAUGACAUCAAUGAUGCUACAGCCUUCCAAACAUCUUUUGUUCCGGAGAGCAUCGCUUCUAUUCGAUCUCCGGAGAAUGCAAGCUCCCAAGCAUUGUCCACUGAGAAAAGGCCCAAUGAUCAGAACGCACAUAUGGCACACAAGUACCCUGUGCAAGUUAAACUUGCAGGAGGCUGUGUCAAGACCUUGUAUGCAGAAGCUGUCGAUGGCAUGUCGGCGGCUGAUAUUGCAAAGAAAUUUAUUGAUCAGAACUGCUUGAAGCAGGGCUUUGUGAAGCCGUUGGAGUGGGUUGUGGGUGCAAUCUGGGAGAACGCGCGAUCAAAGUAUUACCCUGCGCACACCAGAGAGAUCUACAUUUGUGCUCGCCGACAGUUUCAAUGCACGCAGCCAGGUCUUACUUUCAACAGAGAGAAGAUAGACUGGUAG